AUGUACUUGGUUCAAGCUCCGCUGUCGACAACUUCAACACCUCGCGAAGUUGUGGUCGAUCCUACUCCGGCCAUGGCUCCCGCUGCAGAGGGCAAUCUCAAGAUCUUGAACAUUUUGUAAGCUUUGUCCGUGUCAUUUUUCGAGCUUCAUUAGCUGAAUAUUGUGCUAACAGUCGAAGGGCUACUAAAUUUUGUUGUUUUAUUAAUUUCUGCUCAUUCUAAAGAUAUCGUUAUUUAUUUAACACAGAGAGACUAAUUCCGAGGUGAUGUGCUGUCGAUUCAACCCCGAAGGCAGUUUGCUUGCUGUUGGCUUGGCGAACGGCGUUACUAAGGUGCUGUAACACUCAAUCCUAUUUUUUCAUCGAUUGAUAAGUAUUUUUUAGUAUUUUCAUAACAAAUUCUAUCAAAUGUUUUACUCCCUUGAUUGUGAAUCUUCGUUAUAAAGCAGAUGUAUUUCACGACUCUGAUAUGCUAACUUUUGUGUCGCUCAAAUUUUAGCAACAUGCAACGCGAAAAAAUCCCAGCAUUUUAUGUGUUUUAUUCCAGAUUUAUGCUCCUGAUACUGGUCAUUGUGUCUACAGCCUUUCCGAUCAAGAUACACUUAACAGUCAUCUCCCAGUCACUUGUCUUCGCUGGAAGUCGAGAACAGAUACAGAUAGUUAUGGAAAUAUUUUGCUAGCAACCUGUGAGUUUUCAUUCUAACCAGGCCAUAGUAUGCUGCUCACUCUACAAGCGCGUAAAGUGUAGCGUGAGAAGUGCGAUUUUUUUUUUCAUGAAUCUACAUUGCAAGGAACAGUUUGUCAUUUAUGUUAAUCCUUAAAAUGAUCGUGCACUGUUUACAUUGACCAUUUCAAAACAAUAGUCGCAGUUUCGGACAUUUGUUUUGUUCGCUAAUGCAAGUAAAAAUUACCCAAUUUUCAUUCUCAUGCAAAUUAGAAUAUCAAUAAAUUAUACACAGCUGAACAAAAGCUAUACAUGUAUAAUUGUUUUCUUUUGAAAUCAAUCAUAGACCUCUCAGCUGUGCUGAGCCAGCUCCUAUCAAAAUUGCUCCUCCAUUAAAAAAAGAAACAAAAGUUUAAGCAGCCUUAAGGUGAUGUUACAUAGGACGAUUCACAACGAUUUUUAGCGCAACACAGCGUUGCAAUGUUGGAACAAUGUUGUAAGGAUUCGAAACAAUGUUGCAACAAUGUUGUAGUGCUGUGUUGGGCUAAAAAUCAUUCUGGCGAAUCGUCUUGUGUAACAUCACUUUUAGUUACUGUAACAAUACUUAAGGGUCAACUGUUUUUUUUUUAAUGAAACAAAACUGGUANGGAAAUAUUUUGCUAGCAACCUGUGAGUUUUCAUUCUAACCAGGCCAUAGUAUGCUGCUCACUCUACAAGCGCGUAAAGUGUAGCGUGAGAAGUGCGAUUUUUUUUUUCAUGAAUCUACAUUGCAAGGAACAGUUUGUCAUUUAUGUUAAUCCUUAAAAUGAUCGUGCACUGUUUACAUUGACCAUUUCAAAACAAUAGUCGCAGUUUCGGACAUUUGUUUUGUUCGCUAAUGCAAGUAAAAAUUACCCAAUUUUCAUUCUCAUGCAAAUUAGAAUAUCAAUAAAUUAUACACAGCUGAACAAAAGCUAUACAUGUAUAAUUGUUUUCUUUUGAAAUCAAUCAUAGACCUCUCAGCUGUGCUGAGCCAGCUCCUAUCAAAAUUGCUCCUCCAUUAAAAAAAGAAACAAAAGUUUAAGCAGCCUUAAGGUGAUGUUACAUAGGACGAUUCACAACGAUUUUUAGCGCAACACAGCGUUGCAAUGUUGGAACAAUGUUGUAAGGAUUCGAAACAAUGUUGCAACAAUGUUGUAGUGCUGUGUUGGGCUAAAAAUCAUUCUGGCGAAUCGUCUUGUGUAACAUCACUUUUAGUUACUGUAACAAUACUUAAGGGUCAACUGUUUUUUUUUUAAUGAAACAAAACUGGUACAUUGUGCUCCAACCCUUCCAGAGUGCACUAACAUGACUUUCUUUGCCUUUGCAGGACAGUCAGAAUUCUUAAUCUUUGCUCCUUAGAAUAGCUUACCGGGCACCCUGAAUUUCAUAUGUUUACUGCCUUUGGGCCCCCUACAGUUUUCCCUAGAGUCUGUAAUAAUGUACAUUUAUUUGUAUACCACGGGGUUGAGAGCUCUCAGGUAGUACCAUAGAGGUUUUAGCUUUAAGUUGGCAGGAUUUCAAAGGGGAACUGUGUGGGUUUAAUCCUCAUGUGGACCUUUAUGGAUUGUCCAACCACCAUCCCGACCUUGUCGGGAUUGCCCCAGUUUUUCUUGAAAAUCCCCCAGACUAAUAUGCAAGGAUACAGUAUUUGAAUAUAAAGUGAGCGUCUCAUCUUGUCAACUUCAUCAUCAUUCAAUCAGCGUCAUCAUUAUCAUCACCAACAUUAUCAUCGUCUUUUUCAUCAUCAUCAUCAUCAUCAUUGUUAACUGUAUCACUUACUGCGCUUUUCACAAACAUGCGAACUCUAAAGUUCAAAAGCCGCCUUCAGAAUUGCAUUUUUUGCUGCCGUCCAUUAUAAAAAUUACAAUCAGAAGCAAUGAAGCUUGAAACACAGAAACUCACAAAAUGGAUCGAAAUCCACCUAUCAGAAAUCACAAUCAUGACCUUUUGAACCGGUUAAAGUAAAGUUUUGUUUCCUAAGAGGUCUGUUAAGAUGAUUGACGGCAGUGAAAAAUGGAAUGGUCAGUUGGCUUUUGAACUUGGAAUUUGCAUGUUUGUGAAAAGCGCAGUAAAUAAAGUGAGGUCACAUAUUAUAUUUGGCAUAGCCCCUCAAUGGUUGUACAGUGUGGUAUGUUCAUCUAUGUUGUCUCUUUGCUAUCUGUAGAUGCUGAUGGUAAAAUCAAACUAUGGCAUAUAUCAACGAGUUCUUGUUUGAGAACAAUGACAGAACCUUCCAAGCAAAUCCUAGCCUGUGCGUUCAGUCCAUCUGGGGACAGAUUUGUUACUGCUGGAUCAGACACAAAGUUGAAUGUGUAUGAUGAAAAAACCAAUCAAAUUAUCCACACCCUUCAACCAAGGUACUGCAUCAGUGUUUCUUUAAAUAUUUCAAAAGGUUACCCUUUAAGCCAUAAAAGUGAUCAGCAUCAAAGUUCUCCCUAUGAUAUCAAUGCUCUAUAAAACAAAUAGGUGACAUGAAUUAGGAACAUGAUUGCACAAGAUGAAUGUUGUUGAUGCUUUUAACAACCUCUAACUGCCAAAAUAAAUGUAUAGAUACAACAAAUGAGAAUAUGAAUUUUGAAUAUAAAUUUAGCGUUUAAAGGUUAAUGAGCAAACUGUUUUGCUUUCUCAUUAUCUUUUUGCACAUUGAAUGUGUUCAUCAGCUGGUGGACAAACAUUUGAUUACUUAGGGUUUUAAAUAAGGUUUUAAGUAGGUGACAAAAGCUUUGGAGUAGGGGGAGAAGGAAAAAACUUGCUCCACAGGCACGUUUUGCGAGCACUGCCGGCCGGACCAUGGUCGGACCAGACAUUUUGACAAUGAAAUUGGCUUAUUUCAAGAGGUUUUGCUGAAAAACCAUCUCCUUUGAGCAUAAUAUUUAGGAUUUGACUGAUGUGGAUGGUUAGGUUUGAUUAAAAGUUAAAUUCUUAUUACGAUGGGAAUGGGCUGGCCGGUCAGUUCUGACAAAUGGAAAGCGCCCUUUGAGUGUGUUUUCAGCAUUCUGGAGCAAAAAUUAGAAUAUUUGAACAAAACACAGUUAUCAAUAAAAUUUUGCUUUUUGGGGAAUAAUUACCAAAGAAAAGUAGGUGGUGUGUUCAUGUGAAAUAGCCGGCAAAUUUCACCAGCCGCUGGCACUUAUUGAGAACCCUGAUUACUUACUGCAUACUACAAUAUUUAACAGCUCAUCACACCUAGUGAUGGAUGGUCACAUGAGCCGUGUAUUCAGUGUGCAGUUCACCCCAGGCCAGGAUCAUGAAUUCUUAUCAGGAGGCUGGGAUGAUACGGUUCAGGUUAGUAAUGCUUCCUUGAUGCCUGCUUUUAGUUACAGGGCUUGAAAAAAGUCCCAUCCGGUCGUUCAGGACGAGCAGAUUUUCUUCUGGGGCAACUAACUUUGGAAUUCAAGUUUUUUUUCGAGCUCUGAGGUAGUGCUCUGGAAAGCACAAAAUAUAAGAAACAAAUAUGAAUGUCCACAAAGGAGUUUAUAUAGCUGCUAUAUUUGUAUAUAGUUAUUGUCAUAGUCAAGCUGCUUGGCAAACAUUAGAAUAAUAUCAUUACCUUGGAAAACAUAAAACAAACCAGCCACUGGAGAGUAUCAUUCAGUGGAUAACUUCAUUUGAGUACAUGUACAUGUGGGUAGUCUCCAAGUGCAUAAUUGUUCUGCACAACCUCUUCUACUGUAGUAUCCUGUGGCGCAGUCUGAUGAUUACUUGGUACCUGAAACUUUAAAUAUAUGUCUUAGAAUUAUUGUCCUUCUUGAAUUGUAUGGUGAAUCAACCUUAAGAAAUGUCGCCUGUAUACAUUGAUUAAUAGUAUUUCAACUGGUUGGAAAAAAUAACCACGAGUUUAAAUAAUAAUAAAUUAUAAUGAUUGUGAUGAGGAUGUCAGAUAAUGAUAGUGAUAUUAUUAUAAUAUUGAGAAUUCAAACAACUUUUUCUUUUCCCCUUUUUUAAGCAUUUGAAAUAAAAGUCUUCCAUGUGCAUCAAAUAUUGCUAGUAAAUUUAGCUAAAAUUGAUAAGGUUGUUAAGAUUAAUCGUGGUGCUUUAAAUUCGUUUUACAGUUUUGGGACACAAGAGUUGAUACCAAGCACAGUGUGAGGUACUUACUAUAAGAUAUUAAAAAUAUAAUAUGCUAACUACUUGUGUUUUGAUGUUAUUUGUUUUGUUUGUUUUUGCCAUUGUUAGUCAUUCAACCUGUCUUGUGAAACCAACAUCAAUUUUCUCUGAACAAUUUCUAUUCAUGAUCAAGAGAAGUGGUUAUGAGAAUUAAACACAUUGCUAAUGAUGAGCUUGGGAGCAAUUAGUGCCUUAAAGGUUAGUCGGAGGCCAAAUGCAAUGAGCAGAGUGGAGGUAUCCAUGGCAACCCUGGAAGUAGGAGCCAUCCCUGAAGAGCGGCCACUUACCGGCACCAUCACACAGAAUGAAAUUCGGUGGAGAUACUUACCUGAGAAAAUACAGUCCUACAAACCACCCAGCAAGGAGGGAGGAGAGGGAGCAAGAAUCCGCAAUGAUUGGGAAAGAAGGCAAAGAUUGAUCCACUAUGAUCAUGGAGCUUAAUGGGUUAAUAUUAUUUUUUUUGCUUAUUAGAAAGAUCUUUGGACCUCACAUCUGUGGAGACGCACUCGACAUCCAGUCAGUAAGUGUGUCUGGUUCCAGUCAGCAAAUCCUUACGGGUUCAUGGAGAAAAGACAACACUCUUCAAAUGUGGGACUAUGGUUCAGGGAAGCUCGUAAAGAACGUGCCAUCUGAUUACAAUGGCAGUAUGGUAUGUUAAUUAACAACUGGGUGCAUAUCAUGUCUUCGCUUAUUUUCUAGAUUUGCUGUUCAUGGUUUCUUAAAAGUCAAUUGGAAAUGGACCAUUUAUGCAUAGUGCGAUGCCCCUUUAAGCAAAGAUGUUUCUGAGCGAUGCAUGUCAGAUAGCUGUGAGGUCUUUUCCCUCUUUAUAUGCCUAAGAUGCUUUAAGAACAGCUACUAAAAAUGUGUAUUGGUAAGUUAUUCUUUACGGUUAUAGAAAAGAUUUGCCUGAAAAUUUGGACAAAACCACUGCCCAAGAAUGCAAAAAGUCCACUUCUUGUUGACAUUUGUCACUUAAAAUGUGUUUUCUUAAGCUCACUAAGGUAUUAAAGAGAGUGUUUAUUCACCUUAACUACGUGCAGAAAAUGACCUAAUCUGUGUACCUUGGGAACUGCUUCUCUUUUCUAAUGAUGUCCUCCCAUUUCUUUGUAGCUGUACUGUGCUCAGUGGCAAGGUCCAGAUAACAUUAUUGCAGGUGGUAGCGACAACAACAUGAUGAGAUGUGUUGAUCAGAGCACACUUCAAGUAAGUCCUUUGGUUGUUCAUAAGCAAAGUCUGUUUGCUGGUCAGUUGUUAAAAGCUGAAAGUGCAUAUGUACAACAGUGUCUGUUUUAAUUAUUCUUCACAUGUGAAGAAGGGGACAAGGGAAUUUGGAUAGUGGAAUCUAACUUAGUGGGCCAUAAUGAUCUCAUCAUCAUCAUCAUCAUCAUCAUCAUCAUUGUCGUCAUCAUUGUGAUUGUGUACCAUGUAAUUGCUGUCAUCAUCAUCAUCGUCAUCAUCAGUCAUCGUCAUCAUUAUCGCUGUUGUCAUUAUUAUCCUCUUCCAACUAAUAUAUUAUUUAAUUAUAGCUACUUUUGUUCAUCAGGUUAAAAUAUGUGCCUAAUGAUAGGUCCAAAAAUGAAAACAGUUCACUUCAAUGUCUAUUUCUUUCCGUAGACAACUGGACGCCUUGUUGAUUUGCCACGUGCUGUGUAUACUGUUGAUUAUGACAGGCAUUCUCUCAACCCAGUCAUAGCUGCCGGAACUUCCAACUUUGUUUAUCUUGUGAAGAGGACUUAA
This is a messenger RNA of Porites evermanni, 6527 nucleotides long. NCBI's taxonomy places the organism in Eukaryota, Metazoa, Cnidaria, Anthozoa, Scleractinia, Poritidae. The record is from the annotation of a GenBank genome assembly.